This is a messenger RNA of Protopterus annectens (West African lungfish), 954 nucleotides long. Its product is annotated as olfactory receptor 6Y1-like. The transcript has a single exon. Gene Ontology annotation, molecular function: G protein-coupled receptor activity; olfactory receptor activity. The record is from RefSeq and is a predicted model, not a curated record. Gene Ontology annotation, biological process: G protein-coupled receptor signaling pathway. Lineage: Eukaryota; Metazoa; Chordata; Ceratodontiformes; Protopteridae. The coding region runs from base 1 to 954 and encodes 317 amino acids. Gene Ontology annotation, cellular component: membrane.
AUGGAUCUAUCUAAUGUAACUGCCUUUCGUGUCUCACAUUUUAGUAUAGAAGGAUUUCCAGGACUUCAGGAUUGGCCAUCACGAUUAAUCAUUUUUGGUGUCUUCCUCUUUGCAUACACUGCAGCAUUGCUAGAAAACAUUAUGUUCAUAGUUGCUAUCAAGAUGGACCGUGAACUCCAUUCACCAAUGUACUUCUUUAUCUGCCAUCUAGCUAUAGUAGACAUUCUCCUUCCUUCUGUUACCAUCCCAGAGAUGUUGUACUAUCUAGCAUCAGAUGACAAAAUUGUCAGCUUUGGAUCCUGCCUCCUUCAAAUGGCUUUUUAUGUCAUAGUUACUAUGACAGAAAUUGGCAUUUUGACUGUGAUGGCAUAUGAUCGCUACCUGGCCAUAUGCAAUCCACUCCAUUACCCAAACAUCAUGACAGAGAAUUAUGCUGUUAGACUUACUGUUCUGUGUUGGAUGCCUGGCAUUUGUCUUGCAGUGUUGUGUGGUAGCUUUGUAGUGGUUGUAACAUUCUGUGGGCCAAAUAAAGUUCUUGAUUACUUCUGUCAGUAUUCAUCAAUAAUAUCGCUGGCUUGUGGAGAUGUUCGUUUACAUUCCCUUCUCUCCCUAGCCUUAGCACUGCUGACAAUGGCAGUAAUGAUAUGUUUCAUCAUAUUUUCCUACAUAAAAAUCCUGAUAACUGUAUUUAAAGUGGCAUCUGCCGAGGGGCGACGAAAAGCGUUUUCUACUUGUGCUGGUCACCUUUUAGUCUUUGCUGUAUUCAUAACAGUGCUGCUUUUUGUUCUAAUAUCCUACAGGGUACCCAGGUUCUCUGCUGACUCUCGGACUUUGGCUGCUGUUGUACAAAAUAUUCUACCUCCACUUGCUAAUCCUAUCAUUUAUUGUUUGAGAACCAAGGAGAUCCGAGCCAGUUUUGUCAAAGUCAUGAACAGAAAUGUAUUUGCAGUAUGA